AUGGGGCUGAAGGAAUGCAUGAUUGAGUUGGAUAAUCCGUACAACACGUACUACGCCGGCCAGACGGUGAACGGUAGAGUGACGUUUACGUUCGAUUCGGCAAAGAAAAUACGGGGCAUUGUAAUCAAGUUUGCCGGUGAAGCAGAAACCAAAUGGAGCGUAACGGAAACGAAGACCGAUCCGAACGGCAAACAGUACGAAUCGACGACUAAUCUAACCGGCCAGGAGGAAUACUUCCAGAUACAGUAUUACCUGCUCGGUGGCAAGAAUGCAGCCGAAACUGAACUAGCGCCAGGAACGCACACCUACCCGUUCACCUGCGCUCUUCCGCCUACCCUGCCGUCUUCAUUCGAAGGCGAAUGGGGUUUUGUACGCUACACGGUCAAGGUGACGCUCGAUCGGCCAUGGAAGUUUGACCAGGAUGUCAAGAUGGCAUUCACCGUCAUUUCGCCCGUUGAUCUAAACCUGAAUCCACGCGUUAAAGACCCGUUCAAGCUGGAAUUGGAGAAAACGUUCUGCUGCUUCUGCUGCGCUUCCGGGCCACUGAACGUGAUCGUUCACGUCCCGGUGACCGGAUUCGUUUCCGGCCAAUCGGUCCCUGUGACGAUCGAGUGUGACAAUGCGAGCAACGUUCGCGUCGAUAACAUCACGAUAAAUUUACGCAAGCUGCUUGCCUUCCACGUGCACACGCCGAGGCGUGAAACGAAGCGCAAGAAGGAGUUGGUCACUAGCAUUUCGAUGGGUCCGAUCGAGGCGGGCAACAGCCAAACGUGGCAACAAUUUAUAACGAUACCACCACUACCACCAUCGAACCUGGUCAACUGUGGUAUCAUUGAUGUCGAUUACGAUAUCAAAGUGAUUGCCGAAGCGUCCGGCAUGCAUGCCGACCUGGACGGUAACAUACCGAUCGUGCUCGGUACGGUACCGCUCGAGUCGUUCCAACCACCACCGCCGUACACGGAUAAUCCGCAAAUGCAAGCGGUCGAUAUUAUCGCGACCGAAACCGAUCCUUCCAUGUUACCGACACAACCAGUCAGUCCGGCCAGCCCACCCAGCAACGGUGCUGGCGGUGCGCUUGGUUGGAACAUUGGCAACAACAAAGCUUAUCCCAACAUACCUCCACCGACGUUCGCUGAAACUUCGUAUAAAGCACCGACGAUUUCCGGCAAAAAUGACUCCGAAUUUACGCGCAUCGUCGGCGGAGCGGAAUAUGCUCCCCGGUAUCCAACGUAUGCGUUUACGCCAACUGCACCGCCUCCUCCUAAUUAUUGA
Messenger RNA from Anopheles marshallii, 1272 nucleotides. RefSeq names its product arrestin domain-containing protein 3-like. Lineage: Eukaryota; Metazoa; Arthropoda; Insecta; Diptera; Culicidae. Gene Ontology annotation, cellular component: cytoplasm. The coding region runs from base 1 to 1272 and encodes 423 amino acids. The record is from RefSeq and is a predicted model, not a curated record. Gene Ontology annotation, biological process: protein transport. The transcript is spliced from 3 exons.